Molecule: messenger RNA, 496 nt
Organism: Saccostrea cuccullata (small rock oyster)
Lineage: Eukaryota; Metazoa; Mollusca; Bivalvia; Ostreida; Ostreidae
Product: cerebellin-2-like
Exons: 2
Coding region: 2-496 (164 amino acids)
Molecular function (GO): protein binding
Source: RefSeq, a predicted model, not a curated record
UAUGAAAGAGACACCACAUCAAAUCGUUACCAAGUACAAUAAUUACCGGACCAUCUGCACAGGACUAGGAUUUCAGAACCUGAGCUGUAAGGCCAACAACAAAGGAACAAUUGCAUUUCAUUCGUCACUUAGCAGUGACUUGGAGAACAUGGCAAAUCAACAGACAGUGAUAUUUGACAAAGUAACCUUGAAUGAAGGAAAAUGCUAUAAUGAGAAGACAGGUAUUUUUACCGCCCCUGAGGAAGGUGUGUAUACCUUCAGCUGGACAACCAUGACAAAAGGCAAUAAAUACGUUGUAAGUGAGAUGGUACUUGAUGGUAAGCCUAUCGCUUACAAUUACACAGACGGAAGAGGAGGCAUGGCAUAUACUAUGUCAUCAAAUACUGCCAACAUCAAACUGAGGAAAGGCAACAAAGUUUGGAUCAGAUCACACCAAAACUGGGGUCAGUUUGCUCAUGGUGGAAAUUGGAGUACUUUUUCAGGAAAUAAGCUAUAG